Poeciliopsis prolifica (blackstripe livebearer) is the source of this 726-nucleotide messenger RNA. RefSeq names its product peptidyl-tRNA hydrolase 2 (gene ptrh2). Gene Ontology annotation, cellular component: cytosol; mitochondrion. The transcript has 2 exons. Gene Ontology annotation, biological process: positive regulation of anoikis; negative regulation of anoikis. NCBI's taxonomy places the organism in Eukaryota, Metazoa, Chordata, Actinopteri, Cyprinodontiformes, Poeciliidae. Gene Ontology annotation, molecular function: peptidyl-tRNA hydrolase activity. The record is from RefSeq and is a predicted model, not a curated record. Bases 119 to 628 code for a protein of 169 amino acids.
CACGGGACGUCAGCUGCCGUUAAACUCCAGAAGAAGAACAAAACGAAGAAGAAGAAGAAUUCGCGCGAUGAAACUUCCUCCACGCUCUCAGUGCCGCUCAUAGAGUCGCAGGCUGAACAUGGAUGCGCUCCACGGUCCCCUGGGCGUUGCCGCCUGUCUGGGCUGCGGACUCUUCCUCGGCUGGCACCUGCGGACGCGCCUCGGCCCUGCGUCCAAGAGCCUGAUGAAGUCGGCGGGGAAAGGCUCCGGGGAGGCCAGCGUGAUGGGAGACGGCGGGGAGUUCAAGAUGGUGCUGGUGGUCCGGAAUGACCUGAAGAUGGGCAAAGGGAAGGUGGCGGCGCAGUGCUCCCACGCCGCAGUAAGCGCUUACAAGCAGGUCCAACGCAGGAGCCCCGAGCUGCUCAGGCAGUGGGAGUACUGCGGCCAGCCGAAGGUGGUGGUGAAGGCGCCAGACGAGGACACCCUGAUAAACCUGAUGGGCCGAGCCAGGCAGGUGGGACUCACCGUCAGCCUCAUCCAGGACGCAGGAAGGACUCAAAUCGCGCCCGGCUCUCGCACCGUGCUGGGGAUCGGUCCCGGUCCGGCCGAGCUGGUGGACAGCGUCACCGGAGACUUGAAGCUCUACUGAAAUGUUGCCAUUCUGAACGGAGACGGUGAAGUCGUUUCUACAACAAGAUGUGAUUCCAGAUGUUUGUUAAAUAAACAAAAUAAUGGGCUCAACAUACA